AUGGAGGGACUUGGGAUUGCAGCCAACGUUAUCGCUGUAGUAGAUCUGUCUGCAAAGAUUGCGACAAUCUGCUUCCAAUAUUCCAAGGACGUCAAGGACGCGAAAAAGGACAUAGAGCGAGUCAUUCGGGAGACAACAGCGUUUAACAAGCUUGCCAAUGGCGUGCAGGACAGACUUGCUGGCCCUCACGGCGCUACACUCAGCACUUCUCACAUUCUGAACGGCAUCUUUGAGAAUGCAAAGAUAAGGCUUGAAGAGCUCGACGAAAAGCUACAACCCAGCAGGUCCCGCAAAGCAAUGCGCCGAUUCGGUGUUCGGGCGCUGCAGUGGCCCUUCCAGAGCAAUGACGUCGAGAAGGCUUUAAAAGACCUUGCUAGAUACACAGAGGCCAUCACACUUGGGUUGCAGAUUGAUAGUUCACAAGCCAUUAGUCGAAUAGAAGAUCGGACAAUCCAAGACCGGCGGCGCGAAAUCCUUUCGUGGCUGUAUCCUUCGCAGCACAUGAGGGCAGAUGAUGUCUUGCAGGAUAUUCUCUGCCGUCGACACGAAGGGACCGGCUUAUGGCUCCACGAGUUCGAACCAUUCUGUGACUGGAUGAAAGACGAUGAACCGAACGUGUUAUGGGUCACGGGGCUCCCUGGAGCCGGCAAAUCUUUUUUAUGUGCUGCGAUGAUAGAACAUCUUCAAACAACAUUCAAAGCACCGGAUCAGAUGACUGUUCAUUUCUUCUGUAGCUUCACCGGUCAAGAUGGAGCAACCUCUGAUCAAUUUUUGAGGUCCGCUGCGGCACAGUUCGCUUCUCAGUCUGCUCGAUGCCUCACAAUCGCAAUGCAAAAGUUUGACAAGAAAGAUGGUCAUCCCCUUCGACGACAAGAAUACAUUUCUCUCGUCGAAUCGUUUAUAUGCGAGAGCAGUCGAGUAUUCAUCGUCGUUGACGGCAUUGAUGAGAUUGGAGAUUACAGAAGCGAGGAGAAGAAGUCGUUUGUGGAAAUUCUAAACCAGCUCCUUCAUCGACCGGCCAGAAUGUCCAACACAUCACCCCAGCCAAUCAAAGGAAAACGAAAGAUACUCAUCACCAGCAGGGAAGAUUCAACUGUUCGAAGUAACAUCGUGGAACAAUCUGACUCCUAUGUCUGCGAUCUUGAGUCGGAGUACAACAAUCAACUUGCAGCGGACUUGAGGGCAUUUGUGUUUGCUGAACUUCAAAGGAGCCUUGCUGCGAGGAAUUUAUGGCUGGGCAGCAAUGACCUUCUUGCAGAGAUCGAGUCUCGCAUAUCGGAGACUGCAGUGACAAUUCUUCAAGCAGAGCUACACAUCAGAUUUGUGUCUGACCGAAGAAACGAUCGGGACAAACUUGAUGCUUUGAAACACCUCCCCAACACUCUUGAUGAGACGUACGAGCGUAUCCUGGCGCUCAUCGUGGGGAUGAACCCGCAACGAACGGCAGAAGUCACACACGCCCUUCAAUGGCUUGCUGUCAGCGCUGUACCGCUCACCAGGAAACAACUGGCUGAGGUCGUAUCAAUCCAGCCCCAAGAUACCCGGCUCGACAUGAGUGGUAUUUGUCAACCUCACGAUAUCCUUGCACCAAUCAGUCAGCUCAUCACUCACGUCAUAGAUCACGAAAGCCUCGUGUCUGCGACACAACAACAUCAAGUGACGGAAGAUGCGACAGUGCAACUCCGCCAUCUAACGGUCAAGAACUUCCUCACGGGCUCUGCCAUCCUCAACACAUCUGCGAAGAUGUUUCACUCUACUGAAAAAGAAUCGCACGCCUUUGCAGCUAGAGCGUGUCUUCAGUAUCUCUCAUUCACCGACUUCAGCAUCGAUUGCGAGGCUACAGACUUUUCAGUCCAGAGUCUAAAAGAGCGUUACUCGUUCCUUGAGUACGCUGCUAACUACUGGUCAAAGCAUCUUCGACUGAGUGGAAUGUCGUCGGAGGCAAAGUGCAUCGAUCAGUUGAAGCAUCUCCUUCUCUGGUUUACAGACUGCCAUAAUGAUCCAGCAAGGUUUAAUACGUGGAGAUCAAUUUUGAAAUUAUCUAGUGGCCUGGAAAGGGAGCGGUUUAAACGCUACCUUGAUCGUGACCAUCCAGAGUUCGAGUUCUACAGUUCUUCGCCGCUGUCAUACUCUAUCGCUGAGGGGCUGGAUGCCUUGGUUGAUAAGCUCCUCCCGUAUCUUGAAGACGUCAACCAGUGUUUCCCCGACGGCAACACCUGUCUAUUCGUUGCUGCAAGCGCCAACAACAUUGCUCUCGUACAACGGUUUCUAAAUAUGGGAGCAGAUAUAGACGCUCCGGAAGACAACAAAGGACUCUCCCCGUUGCAUAUUGCAGCGGAGAAAGGCUGUGACGAGAUGGUAGCCUUCCUGCUGGAGCAUGGUGCAUCGCCCUCUGUGCAGAGCUUCUCGGGCUCAACGCCAUUCUACCGCGCUGCACGUAAUGGCUCCAUUGAGUGUCUCCGCUUGCUGUAUGAUGCUGGCAGUGAGGUUGACGCGAAGACAUGGGAUCUUUGGACACCCCUAAUGGAAGCAGUCGAGAACAACUGCUCAGAUGCCGUGAAGCUACUUCUUGAUUGGGGUGCUGAUGCAGCGCUGACUUCCAAGUUUGGCUCCACGCCGCUGCUGCUGGCGAGAGAGUUGCCCUAUCACAUGCAUGUGGAUAAAGAAAUCGUAGAGGCGUUGCUGAAGAAGGGACUCGAGACUGGCGAAUCAUGCACAUCCAUGGAUGAGUAA
Molecule: messenger RNA, 2733 nt
Organism: Colletotrichum destructivum
Lineage: Eukaryota; Fungi; Ascomycota; Sordariomycetes; Glomerellales; Glomerellaceae
Product: Putative AAA+ ATPase domain, P-loop containing nucleoside triphosphate hydrolase
Exons: 6
Coding region: 1-2733 (910 amino acids)
Molecular function (GO): protein binding; ATP hydrolysis activity
Source: RefSeq, a predicted model, not a curated record